CAAGCAUUUAUCAAUAAAAAAUAAGUUUCUUGGACAAAAUCGACUACUAAAAUUAAACUGUUUAAAUAUUUUAAUAAUAAAAACUUAAAAACGUUGGCAGCUGACCUUUUAACAAACCUAGAAUUCUCAUUGGACGACACAGAGCAAUUAACCCUCAAAAUUCUUUAAAAUAUUUAAAGCAUAAACAAACAUGGAACCUCUGGAACCGGAUGUCUUUACCACCCAUACAAAAGAGCUCUCAGCAGCGGAUAAACAAAAGCUGGAUGAGCAAAACAAACGUGGUUUUGUGCCCGAAUUCAAGGCCAACAAAUUGGAAAUUGAUGCCCAAAGGAACUGGGAUAUAUUUUACAAGCGCAAUGAGACUCGUUUCUUCAAGGACCGCCACUGGACCACGCGGGAAUUCCAGGAGCUGCUAGAGGACCAGGAGGACACUGGCGGCGACAAACGCACCCUCUUCGAAGUGGGAUGCGGAGUCGGCAAUUUGGUAUUCCCGCUGAUGGAGGAGCAAACCAACGAGGAGGACAAUAGGAGAUUCCAUUUCUAUGCCUGCGACUUUUCACCCCGAGCCGUGGACUUUGUGCGCUCCAAUCCUCUGUACGAUUCCAGUCGGAUAACAGCCUUUCAGUGCGAUAUCACCACGCAACAGGUGCAUGAGCACAUUCCUUCCGGCAGCCUGGAUGUCUGCACCCUGAUCUUUGUGCUCUCCGCCAUCCAUCCGCAAAAGUUCAGGGAUGUGGUGCAGAACCUGUGCAGACUACUCAAACCAGGUGGACUUGUGCUGUUCCGGGAUUAUGGACUGUAUGACAUGGCCCAGUUGCGUUUCAAGCCGGGCAACAAGAUUGCCGAAAAUCUUUAUGUGCGACAGGAUGGCACCCGCAGCUACUUUUUUGCCCAAGAAGAAGUAUCCCAGCUCUUCCAGGAGAACAACUUCGAGAUAAUCACCAAUGCCUAUGUCCACAGGAGAACUCUCAAUCUCAAGGAGGGCGUGGAUGUGCCACGCAUCUUCCUGCAGGGAAAGUUCAGAAAGAAGAACCUCUGACCUCCGUGUUACGUAUUUAGUUGUUGUAUUUAUUUUAAAUCAAUAACAUGGUUCAAGUCAACGUUCAAUAAAUAUUUGUAUGUAAUAUUA
Drosophila gunungcola (fruit fly) is the source of this 1129-nucleotide messenger RNA. Its product is annotated as tRNA N(3)-methylcytidine methyltransferase METTL6. The transcript is spliced from 2 exons. The record is from RefSeq and is a predicted model, not a curated record. Lineage: Eukaryota; Metazoa; Arthropoda; Insecta; Diptera; Drosophilidae. Bases 191 to 1039 code for a protein of 282 amino acids.